Molecule: messenger RNA, 1997 nt
Organism: Venturia canescens
Lineage: Eukaryota; Metazoa; Arthropoda; Insecta; Hymenoptera; Ichneumonidae
Gene: Ns1
Product: Nucleostemin 1
Exons: 5
Coding region: 141-1877 (578 amino acids)
Cellular component (GO): nucleolus
Molecular function (GO): GTP binding
Source: RefSeq, a predicted model, not a curated record
GCGCAGAGAGCAGAGUGCAGACCGCAGUACACCGGGACACAGUGUACACGUGAUUUGAGAGGACUAAAACAUUAUUUCAGUGGUUAAUACGUUGACUAUUUGUAUUCCUUGGUUUUUUUUUAUUCAUAAAUUUAAAAAAAAUGGCGAAAUUUUGUCUCAAAAAACCAAGUAAAAGGAUUCAAGCACGACAAAGAUACAAGAUCGAGAAAAAAGUACGGGAGCACAACAGAAAAUUGCGGAAAGAAGCAAAGAAAAAUCCUAAAAAAACUAAAGGAAAGAUAAUGCAAAUACCCAAUCAAUGUCCAUUUAAGGAAGACAUAUUAAAAGAGGUAGAGGCAAUGAAAAAACAGAAUGAGGAAGAAAAACAAAAAUUGCGUGAAGCGGCAAAAGAAAGAAAGAAGGAGAAAAAAGCAAAGGGUUUGGAAGAGCUAGUUUCAACAGCUGAAGAUAAGCAAUUGCGGCAUGAUGCUGUGGCAUCAGGUCCUAAGAAAGAUGUGCUAAAAGUGGUUCUGGGAAAAGAAGAAAAUUCUUUGAAGGCUUAUUACAAAGAAUUCAAAAAAGUAUUGGACUCUGCAGAUGUGAUAUUGGAAGUAGUGGAUGCCCGAGAUCCUUUGGGUACAAGAUGCAAGCAAGUUGAAGAGGCAGUGCAGUCUGCUAAAGGAAAUAAGCGUUUAGUACUGGUUUUGAAUAAAGCAGAUUUGGUGCCUCGAGAGAAUCUUGAUCAGUGGCUCAAGUAUUUGAGAGCUAGUUUGCCCGCAGUGGCAUUUAAAGCUUCGACCCAAGAUCAAUCUAAACGAUUGGGUCGAAAGAAAUUGGGCUUAAAGAAAGAAGAUAUGAUUCAAAGUGGGGCUUGUUUCGGUGCUGAACUGUUGCUAUCGCUUCUUGGAAACUAUUGUCGCAAUGCAGGUGCUGUCAAAAGUAGUAUACGAGUGGGUGUCGUUGGUCUGCCAAACGUUGGUAAAUCAAGUAUAAUAAAUUCUUUGAAAAGAAGCAAAGCUUGUAAUGUUGGUAGUACACCGGGAAUAACAAAGUCCAUGCAAGCUGUACAGCUUGAUUCAAAGAUAAAGCUACUUGAUUCCCCUGGUAUUGUGUUCGCUACUUCAAAUCCAGACAAUCCAGACGAUUCUUCUGUUGCACUAAAAAAUGCUGUUAAAAUACAAGCUCUCAAAGACCCUUACACUCCAGCAACUGCAAUCCUCAAGAGAAUCUCUAAACAACAAAUCAUGGAACUGUACGAUAUGCACGAAUACUCGACACCUGAUGAAUUCUUUGCAAAAAAAGCUGCAAGAAUGGGAAUGUUCAAAAGAGGUGGUGUACCAGAUCUUUUGGCUGCGGCUAGGAGUGUUAUCAACGAUUGGAAUUCUGGUAAAAUUAGAUAUUACACCGUUCCACCUGAAGCAGCGCCUUGCCAAUUGUCCGCAGAAAUCGUCACCAAUAUCGCCAAAGAAUUCGAUAUUGAAAACUUUGCAGCUACUGAGAAAAUGAUGCUUGACGACGUUGAGGCUGCUGCUGCAAAGUUCAACCUCAAUGUGGUUGAUCCUCUCUUAAUUGAUAGCACUGGACCCGUUGAAUGUGCAAUGGAUAUCGAUCAGAAAAAGCAAGAAUUUAAGAUUCAAGAGAUGAACGAAAAACGAAAAAAAAUAGUUGAUCAAAAGAAGAAGGAACCGAACGCUCAGAGAAAAAAGAAAGUCGAACCAUUGUUCCAAAUCGAAGGGAAUCAGAAAUUAAAUAAAUUGAACAAAUUAGCGUUCAAAAAAGAAAAGAAAGACAAGGUUCGAAGAGAAAAAGAAGCUUCGAAUUUGGCCAAUCAAUUGGAGGGAUUCAACUUUUCAACCACAGAUGAUUAUAAUUUUGAAACUGAUUUCACGCCAAAAUAAACGUUAUACCGAGGUUAGUGAAUCGGUAACAACCUUUAUGAGAACGUCGAACAUUGUACAGUAUAAAAUUUUGUUAAAACGGAAUCACAGAAAUAUUUGAUAAAAAAUAUAUCAACCAGA